Molecule: messenger RNA, 943 nt
Organism: Drosophila simulans
Lineage: Eukaryota; Metazoa; Arthropoda; Insecta; Diptera; Drosophilidae
Exons: 2
Coding region: 95-664 (189 amino acids)
Source: RefSeq, a predicted model, not a curated record
AGAACCAUUACUUUAAAUGCUUUGAAGAAUUAAUGUUCAUAUUUAUAAGUUCAAUGGAUAAAAGUCGGUCAGCAGUUGUGAUUUAGCUGUAGUCAUGAAAUUUUGGCUUUUAUUCUUUAGCACCACGCUCAUAUUUCACUGUAUGAGAUGCGAGGAGCGAAACUUUCGAGUUUACAUCAACGAAGUUAACAUUACACAUUUAGAUACGGAUUUGUAUGAAAAAUUCGAGUGUAAGGUAUACCAAGUGGAUAAUCGCACCUAUAUGGACUCGAUUCAUAUUUUCAAACGCACGGUUGAUGAUAUUACCGUGCAUGCCGCCCUGGAUUUUUGGAAGUUAAACAGCAAACAGAAAAUGAAAUUAUAUGACGUUGAGUUUGAUGGAUGUUACAUUCUGGAAAAUGCUAACAAGAACCGAUUGUUCAAUAUGUACGUACAAAAUUUGAAAAAGCAUGCAACCGUUAAAUUCAAAUGCCCCUUUCGACCUAAUGUGAGCUAUGAAGUUAAGAACUUGACGAUGAGCGAGCAGGAUUUCCCUUCGUUUGUACCUCUCGGAAAAUUUCGAUCCCUAAUUGAGUAUUACACAAAUCAAAAACUGAGGGCGCGAGUCAUCGCAAGCGGUAAAAUUUUGCCGUACUCAACUGACCCGUUUAAAGUACUAGAAUGAUGAAUUUAAAAUGUAUCAACAAACUAAGCAAACUGCUCGAGGUUAUUAUGGCUUUGCAAGAAAUUUGUUUGUUUUAAAAGGAAAGAUUGUUUAUAAGCGAAUUUCCUCAUCCCUAAAAUAUAUUCAACAGGGUCAAUAUUAUAUACAUAUAUACACAGUCAAUAUUUUAUAUUAUAUAUGUAUAUAUGGAGCAAUGUAUGCAUAAUUUCUUGUAUUAUAUAUACUUAAGCCCAAAGGUUAGAAAAUUGUGAAGACCUAUGAUAUAUGUAUUCUUGCAAU